Molecule: messenger RNA, 2663 nt
Organism: Amoebophrya sp. A25
Lineage: Eukaryota; Dinophyceae; Syndiniales; Amoebophryaceae
Source: the annotation of a GenBank genome assembly
AGGCAAGGAGGGCCCUUUUUUCUGUGGUGUUUUACGUUAAUAUACGCAAAAAAACUUCGCGUUCGCGAAACCUUUUUUUACGUCUUGCAACUUUCACUUUCUUUUUCUUAGUUUGUCAUAGCAGACUCAAAUUCAUCAAGAUGAGCGCUUCUUCAUCUUCUUCUUGCUCAGCGACCAGCAGUGGCUGCCUGUCCCCAGGUGGUGAACAUCUUGUGACACUUCCACGCCGCAACCAGUUUCGCAUUCUCACCGACCGAAAGUCUGUUUUCACCCACACAGACGCUAAACAAGCGUAUAGCGGCUGCUGCCAAUGGUUCCAGUUUGGCACUCGAGAUGUCAUCGCAUUGAGCUGCACCUCGGGCGCGCUUCAGCUCUGGAGUUUCAGCACGGGUAGCACAGAGCUACUAGGAACAGUGGAAAACCUUUGCACGACUCCAGGAGGUUUCCCAUCAAUGGUGGCACACGAAGGCCGCAACAGCAUUUUCGUCGCGACGAGGAACAGCGUCAAGGAAAUCGAUGUGGAUAGCCGGGAAGUGAAGCAGACGAUCAAGACGAAGAAAGAUCCGGUCUUGCGUAUGGCCUGUGGCGACGAUCGACUGGUGGCGGCUUCGGCGACGAAGAUUCGCGUGUUUACAGUUGCAGACGGAGCAUGUGUUAGCAAGCAUGCAGCGACGCUUCAUGCCUGCACGGAUCUCGCACUUGUAGGCUCCAAAAUCCUGGCCUGCGACUCAAGCGAAACAGUCACGAUGUACUUACUUCCUCUCACUCUCUUUAGAGUCAUCAUAUAUUUGUCUCUCUUGCUGUAGUCCGGUAACUACUCUCUCCUCUUCUCGUAUUCUUGUUGAUGCUACAUGAGCAUGUACUAGAGGCUUGCUAUGGUGCAUUCAAGCAAUCCAUUUCUCUACACGCAUUUCAGAUACGACUACACGGACUCGUCGUUUAGCAGCAGCCUGCGAACGAGCGGACAAACACCUCUGAAGCAAUUGACCCAGAGUGGGAACGCACUUGUUGCGUUGAGCGCAGAUGGAAAGCGCGGCUUUGUCUGGAGUAGCAUAAAGGCAGCAAAAAGCAACGUCCCAUUAGCAGCAACAAGCGAAUUCGAAGCAGAAGAAUCGGUACUGAUAACUGAUCGAGUUCUCCUUCAGAAUAAGUAAAAGAAAGAAACUUUUUUGAUGAUGAUCUUCAUCUUUCAUAACCUGUUUCUGUUAGACUAAACAAGAGAAUUUUUUUUGAUGUUGAUCUUCAUCUUUCGUUCCCCUUCCCUGUUUAUCAUUUCACUCAUUUCAUCUCCUAUUCCUCCUACGGCAGGUUCUGAGCCUCCGACUCACCGACGAGCGUGCUGGUAGCGCUAUCGCCGUUCUCGGCGCAGCCAUGCAUCCUAGCGUUGUCGACAUUGAGGACAUCCGCUCGAAGGGGCUCGUGUUGCGACGUGCAAACUCCACAACUGGUAACAAGCGACCAUCAGGUGACGCCGAUGAAAGCCACCAAAAACCAGCUAAGGUCCAGGUCACGUCUGCAGCGAAAGUCGCAAAGAGUGGAGGGCAGCCUCUUAUCACUGAAGCAGCACGCCAGCAGAUGGAAAGAGCGGAAGCGGAAAUCGCUCGUCAGCGUAUUGAACAGAAGAGGUCGGCAGCUGGUGUCGUGUCUCUUGCGCCACUUGUGCGGCAAUACUUGAAGUCGCAGGAUGCUACCGGUACUUACUGCUUCCGCAAAGAAAACCUUCACCUGUGCCUUGGACUUGCAUACUUGAAUCAGACUUGUUUUUUUAGUCCGAUCUCGUCCGCUUAUGUUCUUUUUAGGUCUUUGCACAACUACUACUACUUACCACAACAUCAAUAAAAAAAACAGUCCUUGCGUCCUGCUUCGCACAAGCCGACCGAAAGAUUGUCACGCGAUCGUGCCAAGAACUCACCGGUCAAGAAGCCUUCUCAUGGUCCCUUGAGUGCCAAAGACUUCUUUUCACCCAGCCAAGCAAGUGCAGCCUGCUUCUCGAAUGGGUACGACAGGUGUUGACGCAGCAUUGUAGUUUCCUGCUGAGCAAUCCGGAAAUGAAAAACCAGUUGCAGCCGUUGUAUAGGCUGGCUCAGGAGAGACUAGAAGCGACUGAGCCAAUGCAAAGGAUUCAGGUACACAACCUACAACUACAUGAAUGUUGUACUUGUACUUGUAGUUGGUGUGCUGCAAGUAAUACUGAUAUUUGGUCUAUUUGGGCCUGGAGUUCCGUACCUCACCUCCUAAAGUUUUAAGUUACAUCUCCAUGAACACUUGUUUCGUGUCACAUCACCAUCAUCCUCAUUCAAAUCUACUAACGUCUCAACAUCACAGGGCAAACUCGACCUUCUCCUCUGCACUGCUCGCGAACGAAUGCAAGCUCCGGAAACACAGGAGCCACUGCGUAAAUUCGAGGCGGGUUCUGAGGAAGUCAGCGACGCUGGAGAGGAAGGGUCAGACGACGGAUCAUCCUCAAACGGCGAUGAAACUAACCCAUUAUUGGAAGAUGAUGACGAUUUCGUGCUUGAGGAGUUUAUCUAAGACAAUUUCAAAUUCAAAUCCUGCCCUAAUUUUUUGACUUCAUUACCACGCUACAGCAGAUUGCAUUCCCCAAUUACACGGCUUGCAUAGAAAGCGAGGACAUACUUCGUACUAGUGUUGGCCGUGCCUAG